UCGGAAGCCUUUCCAACUCGGGAAGACCUUGCGGAUGAAGUACGAGGUUUGGAUGAAUCUAUCACGAUGCAGGGUUGUUGAAGGAGAGGUUCGAGCGUUGGAGUUGAGAGCAUAUAAGCUGGAUGAAAGUCAUCGAAAUAACGAAAUCAGAUCAACUCAGCUCAGCAACUUUGCAUUCAUUCGUUUCUAAAUAACUUCUUUCGUUUAAAACUUGACCUCAUUCAUUAUGCUCUCCAAGUCUGUUCUCAUCGCCCUCGUGCCCUUUGCAGUGGCUGGUCCCAUUGCUCCUCGACAGGGCCUUGGUUCUGGCCUCGGUUCUGGCCUUGGCUCUGGUAUUCCCAGCUUUGGAGGUUCCAAGGGCAGUCUUCCUGGACUUCCCAGCUCUGGUGGCGACUCUACUGGCGGACUUCCAAGCAUCCCAGGUCUUCCUAGCUCUGGAGGUUCAUCUGGAGGUCUUCCUAGCAUUCCAGGUCUGCCCAGCUCUGGAGGCUCAACCGGCGGUCUCCCAACUCUCCCUAUCGGAGGUGGUGGCUCAAGCUUCCUCCCAGGAGGCUCUACCGGUGGAGAGACAUCAGGAGACACUUCUGGAGAUACCUCCGGCAGUGCUUCAACCAGCGCUCCCGCUUCUCAGCCCACAGGCUCAAGCGAGACUCCCCGCGCUGAGGGCAGCUCAUCCACCUCUCCCUUCGGCAGCUUCCUUGGAUCUGCCGGUGGCAGCAGCGGUGGCUUCGGUGGUUCCACUCAGAACGGCCUCAGCGGCGACUGCAAGGACGUAACUGUCAUCUUCGCCCGCGGCACCACUGAGAUGGGCAACGUCGGCACUGCUGCCGGACCUCCUUUCUUCCAGGCUCUUGCUCAGCAGCUCGGAAGCGACAAGCUCGCUGUCCAGGGUGUUGAGUAUGCCGCCAGCGUUGGUGGUAUUAUGCAAAUGGGUGACCAGGCCGGUUCUCAGAAGAUGGCGAGCCUUGUUAAGCAGGCUUACGAGAAGUGCCCCAAGACCAAGGUCGUCAUGUCUGGAUACUCACAGGGUGCUAUGCUGGUUCACAACGCAGCCAAAUCUCUCCCCGCCGACACCACUAGCAAGAUUGCCGCCGUUGUCAACUUUGGCGAUCCUUGUAAGUCACUUCCAGCGCUCAGCAUUUCUUCAGAAACUAACAACUUUGCAGUCCAGCGACAGGCUAUCCAGGGUGUUCCUGCUGACCGCGUCAAGAUCAUCUGCCACGCUGGUGAUGGUGUCUGUGCCGGUACUGCUGCUAUCACCCCUGACCACUUGACGUACAGCCAGGAUGCCAACGCUGCUGCCCAGUUUGUCGUUAGCAAGGUCAAAUAAAUGACACGCUGACCGAACCAAACCAAGAGAUGAGUGGAAUGACAUAAUGGAAAUAUAGCUGGAGCAGAGCUUCGGGCGUGGAUAGGUUUAACUUUCUCCUGUAUCUUUCAAAGUAGCUUGAAUAUGAGUAAAAUUGAUCAUUUUCCUCUGAAGACUUACAUUGU
Molecule: messenger RNA, 1494 nt
Organism: Fusarium redolens
Lineage: Eukaryota; Fungi; Ascomycota; Sordariomycetes; Hypocreales; Nectriaceae
Product: cutinase-domain-containing protein
Exons: 2
Coding region: 227-1330 (367 amino acids)
Biological process (GO): carbohydrate catabolic process
Cellular component (GO): extracellular region
Molecular function (GO): cutinase activity
Source: RefSeq, a predicted model, not a curated record